AUGACAACGCCAGAAGUUGUGAGGGCUGCGAGGCGACUACCCAUACGCACAUCGGUGGAGCGACUCCUGUUGAACGCGUUUAUCGUUUUCCUCGUAACUUUUGUCGUCCGCGCGACGCUCUUCACGUUCCGAUACUCAGUUGAGCCGUACAUCGCUUCCCCGAUUAUUCAACACCCAUCGCUAGUGGACGUUGUAGGGAGGGAGGCCUCCGGGGCAUGGCAUGGUGCUACUCAAUCUGCAUACGUAAGUGGCGGUGGGUUGCAAGUGGAGCGACUCAUGACGCCGCCGCCUGUGCACUUUAGCAUGUCGAUCGCGACGACGGAGGCAUCGACGUGGCGAGAGGUAGUGUACUGGCGCGAACGCGGCUUUGCGAAGGGAACACCCUACUAUCUGCAGGGACUAGCCCUGUGGUACGUACGCUUCAUUCCAGGUGUGCUGGCCAAGCCGCCGGUCACGGGGCUGGUGUUGAGUGCGAUCGACGGGCUGACGGCAGCGCUUAUCUCACGUUGGUCCUCUGCGAGUUCCGCGCUGCUGUAUGGAUUUUUCGUGCUGAAUCCUAUCAUGGUUCUCACCACCACUUCAGAGUCGAUCACCUCCUUCGAGAUGUUCCUGCUGACCGUCACAGUGGACCUCUGCGCUCGACGGGCCACGUCGGUCAUUGCGUACGCCGGUGCGCUCAUUUGCGCCUUUACUCUGGGCAGUCACUUCAUCGCCGUCCCUGUGGUUCUUCUCGCGCCGCUAGGCACACCGUCGUAUUCUAUUGCCUUCGCGGUGGCGGCAGCGCUGACCGCAGGUGUUGGGGUCUAUGCGGUGCUUUAUUUGUACUCUACGGAGGUGUCGCAUCGCUUCGCGUCGCUCUAUGCGCCACCCGACAACGGCGUCAUGUGGUACGUGCGGCAACUCGCCCUUCCCUCCUUUGAGCGCUGUCUCGAGCUCCUCAUGCUGCAGUUAGCGUCGAUGCUGCUCAUUCCUGCAGCCGUCGCGCUUCCAACCGGAUAUUUUCGUCAGCGCUCGUCAUCAUCCGCGCACCAGCAUCUCUUCACGGACGGACGUAUCUUUCUUCUAUUGAUGGCCGAGGGCCUGUCGGUGCUCUUUCGCACUCAGCUUACUCUCCCGUACUGCUUCCUCAUCAUCUUACAUUUUUACUCCUCCCUAAACCCUGCCGCGACCAAGACGGUGACGCUCAAGGACCAGCGAGUGGUGACGUACUCACCGUACACGCGGGCUCGCCUUCUUGUGCCCCUCUUUAUCCAGCUGACAAGCAUUCCUCUGGAGGUGAGCUUUUACACUGGGUGGGUGCUGCGCGAGACGGCCAACGCGAACUGGAAGUUCUUCUCUGAUGUCGCAUUCAUGGUCGGUGCCACAGGCUUCUUUGUGGUUUGGUACGCCGAGGUGGUCGAAGAUGCAGUACUGUGUGAGGGUGACGACGACGCAAACUUGGUGGCUUGCUCCGUGUCGCAGUUGAAGGCUCAUACGGAUGACUGA
Molecule: messenger RNA, 1485 nt
Organism: Leishmania braziliensis MHOM/BR/75/M2904
Lineage: Eukaryota; Euglenozoa; Kinetoplastea; Trypanosomatida; Trypanosomatidae
Gene: TTA2
Product: putative GPI transamidase component Tta2
Exons: 1
Coding region: 1-1485 (494 amino acids)
Source: RefSeq, a predicted model, not a curated record